Messenger RNA from Mesocricetus auratus (golden hamster), 898 nucleotides. RefSeq names its product cellular retinoic acid binding protein 2 (gene Crabp2). Gene Ontology annotation, biological process: fatty acid transport. Gene Ontology annotation, cellular component: nucleus; cytosol. The transcript is spliced from 4 exons. Gene Ontology annotation, molecular function: fatty acid binding. The record is from RefSeq and is a predicted model, not a curated record. The coding region runs from base 153 to 569 and encodes 138 amino acids. NCBI's taxonomy places the organism in Eukaryota, Metazoa, Chordata, Mammalia, Rodentia, Cricetidae.
GGCGCCCAGCAGCUUUGCAAUUGUCCUCCACGCGGCUCGGACCCCAUGUGGAAGGAUUAAUUCCUCAAAGGGGCAGCGAAGUAUCUUUGGGCUAAAGGACUUGGCGUCCAGUGCUCCAGCUGAUCUAAAGAGAAAGCCACCUCACUGCCACCAUGCCUAACUUUUCUGGCAACUGGAAGAUCAUCCGAUCGGAAAACUUUGAGGAAUUGCUCAAAGCUCUGGGGGUGAAUAUGAUGCUGAGGAAGAUCGCUGUGGCUGCAGCCUCCAAGCCAACAGUAGAGAUCAAGCAGGAGGGUGAGUCUUUCUACAUCAAAACCUCCACCACUGUGCGGACCACGGAGAUUAACUUCAAGAUUGGCGAGGAGUUUGAGGAGCAGACUGUGGACGGGAGGCCCUGUAAGAGUCUGGUAAAAUGGGAGAGUGAAAACAAAAUGGUGUGUGAGCAGAGGCUUCUGAAGGGAGAGGGCCCCAAAACCUCCUGGACCAGAGAGCUGACCAAUGAUGGAGACCUGAUUCUGACCAUGACAGCAGACGACGUUGUGUGCACCAGGGUCUACGUCCGAGAGUGAGUGCUGCAAGAGCUGCCAGAGACUUCUCUCCUGCGCCCCUGCCCUGCCCCCAGCCACUGAGCUCCCUCCUUGUCUGUCUCACAAGCUAGCUCUCCCCUUAGUCCUCAGACUCACUGUCUUUUGUUCCUUGCCUCCUCUGUGCCAGAGAGGGACAGUCUAGAAAAGCCUAGAACCCCGUGCACCAUCAUGGAUCCUCUCCAGGUCAGCAGCGUCAGCUCCACACCAGGGUCCUUCUUCCUGGAGGAGACUCUCUCUGGCCUCUACCCUUGUAGUCUGUAUGAUUAGAAUAUUUAUUUGUUAAUUUUAUUAAAAUGUCUUAAAAAGUAAAA